Microbotryum saponariae is the source of this 201-nucleotide messenger RNA. Lineage: Eukaryota; Fungi; Basidiomycota; Microbotryomycetes; Microbotryales; Microbotryaceae. The record is from the annotation of a GenBank genome assembly.
AUGGCGUCGACACGCGUUGCGAGAACAUUCAAUGCCGGUGAGUUCUUUCUUCGACACCGCAUCUUAGCUCCAGGAAUAGGCCCUGGACCCCGUCGCGGCGCGCACCAAAGGGAACGACCGCUCGGAGUGUUGUCUCCAACCGACGUCCGCGGCUGCUCGACGCGUCGUGGGCGGUUGGCGGGUCGGGACCGCUUCUUGUAA